AGAGAGAGAGAUAAGGGAGAUGGCAUCACUGUGCGUUAAUAAUAGCUUUAUAUUAAACACCCACACCCAUACUCUACACCAGCUCUCCUUUCUGCCUGCAACAACCAACAGAAGAAGAAGAAUAUCAGUGACCAUAGCAGCAGUCUCUUCUUCUUCUAUGGCUACUGAAAAAUUGGGCAUCAAGAUUGAAAAGAAUCCUCCCGAGUCCACUCUCACCCAACUCGGCGUCAGGAAUUGGCCAAAGUGGAGUUGCCCUCCGAGCAAGUUUCCAUGGACGUACAGUGAGAAAGAGACUUGCUAUCUGCUGGAAGGAAAAGUGAAGGUCACUCCUGCUGGAUCAAAGGAGUCGGUUGAGAUUGGUCCCGGUGACUUGGUUGUAUUUCCUAAGGGAAUGAGCUGCACAUGGGAUGUGUCAGUGGGUGUAGACAAGCACUAUAACUUCGGCUAGGUCAAUUGAGAUUAGAUCGAACUAUACAUGUCAUUGGCUGUACGUGUAUUUCACUCCAACCUAGCUAUACAUAAUACCUGGCAGUCUUGGUUGAUGAAUGAAUAUUUUUGUUGUCGUUGUUGUUGAGAGGGGUUUGGAAGCCAACCGGGAGGCUCUCCAUGUCCGUACGUACGUGGUUAUGUUUAUUUACAUAAGACUUGCCUUUGGGGAUGUUGUACGUACCAGAACUCCAAGCUAGAAUAAUACCUAGUAGGGCUUGUUGAUGAAACUACCCGAGAGAAGUGUGUGUUUUUGUAUAUGUAUAUUAUUUUUCAUUUUCUAAACAUGGGAGGGGAUGAACUUCCCGGAUAUGAUUCUCCCCCUCCCCCC
Messenger RNA from Fragaria vesca subsp. vesca, 817 nucleotides. RefSeq lists its product as uncharacterized. Bases 20 to 448 code for a protein of 142 amino acids. NCBI's taxonomy places the organism in Eukaryota, Viridiplantae, Streptophyta, Magnoliopsida, Rosales, Rosaceae. The transcript has 2 exons. The record is from RefSeq and is a predicted model, not a curated record.